AUGGCGGUCUUUAAUCCUUUUCAAAUCUUCAUUUUCCCAUUCCUCUUUCUCGUCGCUCUUCCACUUGCCCUCUGCGCCGGAUUUACGACCAUUUUAGCUUUUAUGGUUUUAUUCCUACGCCUAUUCCUCGUUUACUUUGACGUUGGGUUAGAGACCUUACGCUAUGUUCUGGUCGGCCAUGCCGCACAUAACCGUUACAUAUCGCAACGCACGGAUUCCGUCACCCCACCAAGCUCAUCAGGCUCUUCCCCACCAUCCUCACCCGAAGCGCGACACAGAUACCGACGCAAGAGACAAAGCAGUGUGAGCAGUGGCUCAGUAACUCCUGUCGGUGGUCUCGACGGAUUCACCCUUACACCUAGCAUCGGGCUUGAGAGAGAUUUCGAAGGUGUCGGAGGAUGGAGAUUAGACAGUGUGGAUGUCGGUGCGAAUGCCACGGACAAUCAACAAUGGUACAAUCUCAACUCACGACUCGAAAUUACCGACCGUCGCCAUCACUUCCGAUCGCAGAGUGGAGGCGGUGUAUUAGCCGGAGCUAGCGGUUUGGGUCUUUAUAUGAAGGGACAGAAUACACAGAACACGGGGACUGCGUACAGUCCCGAAGGAAUAAGAAUGCAUGCAUCACCCAAUAGCUCGAGAUCGAGGACACCAACGAAUGGCAGGCCACGUGGUUUUACGAAGCUCGACGAUGAUGAAUACUUCCCCGCACUGAAUGGGAGACAUGCAAAAGCUGUUCAAUGCUAA
This is a messenger RNA of Hypoxylon trugodes, 744 nucleotides long. RefSeq lists its product as uncharacterized. The coding region runs from base 1 to 744 and encodes 247 amino acids. Lineage: Eukaryota; Fungi; Ascomycota; Sordariomycetes; Xylariales; Hypoxylaceae. The record is from RefSeq and is a predicted model, not a curated record. The transcript has a single exon.